Molecule: messenger RNA, 2230 nt
Organism: Papaver somniferum (opium poppy)
Lineage: Eukaryota; Viridiplantae; Streptophyta; Magnoliopsida; Ranunculales; Papaveraceae
Exons: 2
Coding region: 796-2097 (433 amino acids)
Source: RefSeq, a predicted model, not a curated record
GCAUCCCCCAUCACUGCAGAUUGCAUUUUUCUCGUGCCUUAAAAACUGCUUUGGAUAAGGUACUUGCAAAACCUUCAGAUCUGUAUGUUUGGUUGUAUCUCCUGUUUCUUCCAAUUUGUACCUUAAAUCAUUAUGUGCCAAAAUGUUCCACCGAGGAACGAUCUGGUAAUAGGAAAAAACUCCAAGUUGCUGCUAUCAAUCAGGCUUUACAAAGAUGGAGUUAACCAAAUGGGUGUGUGCACAUGAUUCAAAAGAUGCUUUCUCAACCACAACAAACAUACAGGCAGUCAAGCACGAAGAAGAUAAAGAAGGAUACUAGCCUGCAGGAAGAAACUUAGUUAUGGUCACUUUUUUGCCGCCAUACGCAUCCUCUCCUCAGAUGGUAUUGCACCACCUACCCCCUGAUACCCUAUAUGACUUUCAGCAGAAACACCCAUCAACUCCACCCCCAUCUAUCCCCACAGAGAAUGUAUCCGCACCGGCAUUAACUGUAGAUGCAAGUAAUGUUCUUGCUGCCUUGAAAAGCUUUCCUAAAGGGACUGGUUGUGGAAGAGAUGGAAUCCGCGCACAACACUUACUAGAUGCUAUGAGUGAUGCCGCUGCAGCCGUGGCUGAGGACCUACUGCAAUCUAUAACAUGAGUGGUUAAUUUAUGGUUGUCAGGAGUUCAACAGGGUGACCCACUGGGUCCGCUGUUAUUUUCCCUAGGCACCCAAUUGCAGAAAAGAUUGUCACUCAGUGCUCAUUAGAUCUUCAUGCUUGGUACUUAGACGAUGGUACUAUCGUAGGCGACACUAUGGAGGUAUCUAAGGCUCUUAAAAUCAUUCAGACAGAUGGUCCUGCUCGAGGUUUACAUGUGAACGUUACCAAGACUGAAGUUUUUUGGCCCUCAUUGGAUCCCAGAAGAGACCUUGAAGGUGUAUUCCCUGUCAAUAUAGGUAAACCCUCACGUGGUGUGAAGCUAUUAUGGGGACCUGUCAGUCUUGAUAUGCAGUAUUGUAGUGAGAUUGUUCAGGGAAGAGUUGAUAAAACUUUGCACCUUUGGGAGAAAGUUCAGAAGCUGCAUGACCCUCAAAGUGAGUUGUUACUCUUGCGCAGUUGUAGUGGUGUUUCCAAGCUUUACUUUAUGCUUCGAACCACCGCCCCCUUGGAUAUACAGUCUGCUGCUAUUCACUAUGAUUCACAACUCAUGUUAUACUUGCGUCAUCUUGUAGUGGGGUAUGGUGAUGGUUUUGGCUUGAUUCAACAACGUCUAGCAACGCUGCCAAUAAAAGAUGGAGGUUUUGGAAUAUAUACUUUUAAUGACACAGGUCAGUACUGUUUCCUAGCCUCUUGUGCCCAGACCCAGCAUCUACAACAAUCUAUCUUGAAACAACCAUCAGUCCUAGACCCUAGUUUCAGAUUUCAACAUGCUCUGCAGCCUUUUACCCAAGUUUGUGGUCUAUCUGUCUCCGAUUUCAGCAUCAAUGACGCUGCCCCUCAAUGCAUGAAGACCCUGGCAGUCAUCUACUUUGGUGCCGUUAAAGAGAGGAUACCAACCAACUUUUCUCUUACAGAAUGGGAUCUGACCUUAUGGCAUUGCAACCGCACUCCUCAUGCAAUGGACUUUCUAAAAGCCAUUCCUAUACAUGGGAUAAAUCAAGCUAUUGCUCCUAGACAGUUUCGAUCAGUUCUAAUAUAUCGACUUGGGAUACCUCUCUUCAGUAAAGAUAGUAUGUGUUCUAGCUGCAACAAACUUAUGGAUGUGUUUGGUGACCAUGCAGUUCAUUGUGCUGGGGAGGUGGGGCAAAAAUUUAGACAUGAUCUGCUGAAGGAUGUCUUGGCAGACAUGUGUUACAAAGCUGGAGUUGUUGCAAGGAAGGAAGUUUCUUUAGAUCUCUCCUCCAAUAAUGCAAAUUCUCUACGGCCCGCUGAUAUUCUCGUCUACAAUUGGGAAGAUGGGAAGGAUGUUUGUAUGGACGUUACCGGGGUUUCCCCCUUUACAAGUGCUAGAACUCCCAAUUUCACACUUGGUCAUGCUAUUUCUGCGGCAAUCACUCGGAAACGUGAUAAAUAUCUUGAGACUGUACAGCUCAAGCUUAUGGCUUUGCUGUUUUAGCCUUACUUUGGGUGAGCUAGGUAGUGAGAUGAUUUCUUUCUUGCAAAGGCUGAUAAAUUGCCUUGUGAGCCAUGAUGCAAAUCAUAAGAUAGGCGAUUCUCUCUUCUUUAGACUAGGUGUUGUGAUUCAGAAA